AUGAACUCCUUCCUGGAGUACCUGGCGCGGGGCGGGGAGGGCUUGAGCCUGGCGGGCAAGCUGGGAGGCGGCGGGGAGCCUCAGCGCCCGCCCUGCCCGCUCUCGGCCGGCGGGGAAGGCGCCUACUUGGGGAGCCCGCCUGAGUUCCAGGCGCCUCCGCAGCGCCAGCUGGAGCCCUGCGCCCUUGCGCGCUUCGCCUCGCCCCAGUACGGGCUGCUGCGCCCGGAGGUGGCCCGCGGAAGCCCGCGGCAGGCUGGCGCCCCAGCGCACUACGCCACGGCAGUCUUUUCCGGGGGCGGCGGCGGCGGAGGGGCGGCUUACCUGCCGGUGGACUACAGCGCGCUGGCCGAGACGCUGCAGCCGUGCGCCAAAGCGCCGCCUCCGCAGCCCGCGGACUGCCGGCCCGCCCGCGCAGCAGUCGGCACCUUCGAGUGGAUGAAGGUCAAGAGGAGCGCGCCUCCGCCAAGUAAACGCCCGGCCUACGGCUCCCCAAGCCCGCCCAGCGCCGUCAGGACCAAUUUCAGCACCAAGCAACUGACCGAGCUGGAGAAGGAGUUCCAUUUCAACAAGUACCUCACCCGGGCCCGGCGCGUGGAGAUCGCCAAGGCGCUGGGCCUCAAUGACACUCAGGUCAAAAUCUGGUUCCAGAACCGCCGCAUGAAGCAGAAGAAGAGGGAGCGAGAAGGCACGGCGCUGCUGCCCCCCGUGGGCUCCUUCCACGGGGCCCCCUCUGAGCUAAGCCCCACGCCGCCCGGGGUGCGCUCGGCACCCUCUUCUCCCGCCGGAGGGUCGCCCUGA
Molecule: messenger RNA, 798 nt
Organism: Eublepharis macularius
Lineage: Eukaryota; Metazoa; Chordata; Lepidosauria; Squamata; Eublepharidae
Gene: HOXD1
Product: homeobox D1
Exons: 2
Coding region: 1-798 (265 amino acids)
Biological process (GO): regulation of transcription by RNA polymerase II
Cellular component (GO): nucleus
Molecular function (GO): DNA-binding transcription factor activity, RNA polymerase II-specific; RNA polymerase II cis-regulatory region sequence-specific DNA binding
Source: RefSeq, a predicted model, not a curated record